AUGGUGGAUUCCACCACCGGGGAGGCUGACCACGCCUUAUCCUCCUCUCAGCCUAUCCUUAUGGCGUACGAAGAGGAAGCGCCGCGGUGCAAACCGCCAGAGGAGUUACUUGCAGAGCGACUGCAAGCACUUAAGAGGUAUAGGUACCCCAUUCCUGAAGAUCCCGAGAGCGACACCUCUGGCGCUAAGGCUUACCUGGCGGUGUGCGCGGAGCUCGCCAAGGCGACCGGCGUGAAGGGUGCAACAAGUUCCAUCGCGAAAGAUCUGGCGGCUGAGAGCGAGGUGCUAGACUUGUCGUACGCUGGGCUAGGUGUGAAGGGAUGCACAGCGCUGGCUGCCGCCCUUCGCGUCACGUCGGCAGUGCAAUCGCUGAUUCUUGUCGGCAAUUACAUUACUCCGUCCGCGGCGCUGGAGUUAGUGCACGCCAUAAACGAUGCACACAACAUCCAGUCGCUGAACCUGUCAAAGAAUCAGAUGGGCCGCGUGGAGGCGAUGUGGAAGGGUGCACAUAACCUGAACACCUUCUCCGGCGGCGCGGUGGUGAACGUGGCGCUUGCCCCUGGCAGCACACUGCGUUUUUUGGCCCUCUCGGAUAACCAUCUCGGUGACACCGACAUCGCUGCCUUUGCGGACACCCUAGCCGAGAACAUUACUCUGCAGGAGUUGGACUUGAGCUACAACCGUAUCGGCUUUGUCGGGGCGACGGAACUGGCCAAGGUGCUGUCCCGAAACGGCGACCUGCGCGUGCUAAACAUCGAAUGGAACCCACUGCGAGCCGCAGGUGCGCAGUUCCUCUUGUCUGAAGGUCUGCUACAGAACAACACCAUCAAGCAAUGCAACCUGAGUUCUUGUGGGCUGGAUGAUAAGUGUGGGCAACUGGUUGCGCGCGUGAUAUCCGAAAAUGCCAUCGAGGAAGUGAUUAUAGCCAACAACCGUAUCGGCCGCGUGGGUGCUGAGGCCAUCGCCCGCACCCUGCCGUCCACGUCUGCGUUGACCACACUGAUCAUGGAUGGCAACCCCAUUGGUGACACUGGAAGCGCAGCUCUGCUGGAUGUGGCUUUGAGCGGCAGCGUUUCCACGCUUCGGGUGAUAAGUUUGCAACACUGUAGCUGCAACGACCCCGCCAUUCUCCGACGCGGGCAGGAGGCCUCCACAGCAACGCUCACGAUUCGCAUUUCGGAGAGCGUGUAG
This is a messenger RNA of Leishmania mexicana MHOM/GT/2001/U1103, 1191 nucleotides long. RefSeq lists its product as hypothetical. NCBI's taxonomy places the organism in Eukaryota, Euglenozoa, Kinetoplastea, Trypanosomatida, Trypanosomatidae. The record is from RefSeq and is a predicted model, not a curated record. Gene Ontology annotation, biological process: activation of GTPase activity; nucleocytoplasmic transport. The transcript has a single exon. Gene Ontology annotation, cellular component: cytosol; nucleus; perinuclear region of cytoplasm. Bases 1 to 1191 code for a protein of 396 amino acids. Gene Ontology annotation, molecular function: small GTPase binding; GTPase activator activity.